AGGUAAACUGGCUACAAGCUGCAUCUCUGACCUCGUUCUAGCAUACCCCUAGCAGCCCUUUCGGUCCGACCUUUGUUCCCAGAUCUUGCUAUCGGAUGUGAUCACAGCGUUACUCGGAAGCCAUCCGUCUCAAGCUCGAUGUCCCAAGCUGUGACCUCUAAGCCGCGCGGUUUACCACAUACGACGUUCCGGUACAUUUUACAAUUCAAGCUUUGUGAUCGGAGCGUCGUGAAACUAGUGGGAGGAGCUCAUCGGCCCUUCUCCGACGCCCGAGCGCGUCGAAGGAUCAACGGCCUGACGUCAAGUGUCGCCGAUGGGGUAGAUGAUGAGGGGCUCACCGUUAAGAAUGAUGGAGAUAUGAUUAGUUCAAUGGUGAGCUGUCAUGGAACCGGUAAUUUUCCGGUUGGCUCUAAAGUGCAUGACCGUAUUCCUAUAUCACCCUUGGUGGGAUACGUCAACCUUAUCCUACCGACAUCUGCUCAGGCAGCUCUUAGUACGAUAGUUCAUCGCCGUAACUCCCUAUCGGCUAUUAAGUGUGUACGUCACAAUCACAUCGUGAUUGUGAUAACGAUGCACUGUACGCUAUCGAUCGAUAUAUUAGUUCACGAACCGGUCUCGCAUGGGGUUGUCCAACUAGAUCGGCUGUAGGAUGAUGCAUGCGUACGUACACCUUGCGUAUCAGCUAACGUUUGACACACGGAGAGCCCCAAACGCCCAGUAGCUGAUUCCCCAUCUCCAUUCGUCCGCACAUGUAAAAGUCAAGCACCAAUCUGGCAGAACCACGACUCACCUACUUUCCAACAUCCCCGCCUUCCAACAAAAAAAAGCAAAAAAGCAAAACAGA
This is a messenger RNA of Dothidotthia symphoricarpi CBS 119687, 844 nucleotides long. RefSeq lists its product as uncharacterized. The transcript has 3 exons. The record is from RefSeq and is a predicted model, not a curated record. Lineage: Eukaryota; Fungi; Ascomycota; Dothideomycetes; Pleosporales; Dothidotthiaceae. Bases 139 to 648 code for a protein of 169 amino acids.